Molecule: messenger RNA, 1132 nt
Organism: Zootermopsis nevadensis
Lineage: Eukaryota; Metazoa; Arthropoda; Insecta; Blattodea; Termopsidae
Product: selenoprotein F
Cellular component (GO): endoplasmic reticulum lumen
Molecular function (GO): oxidoreductase activity
Source: RefSeq, a predicted model, not a curated record
CACCCAAAGGCUGGAUAAGAAGUCAAUUCGGAAAGUCUAAUUUCUGAAACCUGUGGUCUAACGGUGUCAGUUUAUCAUCCAGGGACUGUUGUAAUCUGUGGCUCUUGCAAUGGCAUAUAAUGUGCUAGUUGUGGUUUUACUUACAGGUGUUUUGGCUUCCAGUGUAUUGACUGAAUUUUCUGCAGAAGAUUGCUGGUCAUUGGGAUUAAAUAAGGCAAAUCUAUUGUGUUCAUCAUGUGACAGUCUCCCAACAUUUGAUCUUGAUAUUUUAAAAGACCAUUGCAACCAAUGUUGCCACAGGGAUGAAAGUGGAUAUACAGUAAAACGGUAUGCUCAGGCUCGACUGGAGGUCUGUACUUGUAAAUUUGGUGUUUACCCCCAGAUUCAAGCAUUUGUAAAAAGCGACCGACCGGCAAAAUUUCCCAAUCUCCAAAUUAAAUAUGUUAGAGGUCUUGAUCCAAUAAUAACAUUGAUGGAUAAGGAUGGAAAUGUUCAAGAUGUGCUUGCCAUUGAUAAAUGGAAUACAGACUCAGUGGAAGAAUUCCUGAAGACACACUUAAUCUCUGACAGUGAAGAAAAUAAUGAUUUCUUGAAAACAAAUAUGGUAUGAUAGCUGACAGUCACUAGUUGGCCAUACAUUUGUUUCAUUAUGUUUAAAUAUCAACAGAGAUGAAGGGAAGAAAUAAAUUCUAACAGAUUAAUUAUAUAAACACAGAGAGUCAGUGGACAAUAGAGUCUGAAAUUUAUUUAUCUCCCCCUCCCAAAAAUGUAACUAUUCCUUCAAGAAACACAUGACCAACCAAGAAUCCUGUAAUUACAACCAUUAAUAAUGUGGCUCUAUGAGCAAUUCAGUUAUCUUAAAAUAAAAAUUAAGAGCAUUUGUGUCAAUAUACAAAACUUUAAUGUUUCUUUUAUUUUUGUAAUAAUAGCUAGUCUGCCAGUCUGUGAUUCCUUGUAGCAUUUUCUGGUACAGGAACUACUCUUAUUCAAUUCAAGAAUUGUGAUCAUCCCAUCUACUUUCAACAGCAAUGAAGGCUAACAAUAAAAUAACAAUGUUUGACUUAUUUUGUGUUAUGAAAAUGUAUGAAGUAUUUGGAGGAGUGGAAAUAAAUUGCUACAGUUUGAAAUCAAA